AUGUCGUCUACCACUCUCAACAACAUCACAACGACAGAGUUCAACACAAGCUACAUUAAUAAGUCUUCACAAUCAUGGUUCGUUCCCCGUAUAUUUAAUUCCUUUACCAAAGCGGUUGAACAACAAGCAAAAGAUGCUAUACCUGAUAGAAAUGCUACGCUGAGUUUUGGCUACUUGGUUAGCCCCUAUGCUGGUGCAUGUAUGACUAUGGCUAUUAUCUUAAACAGAACAGUGGUGUUUGCAUCUUCAAGAAGAAAUAUCAACAGAUUAUCCACAGUUCCGAAAAUUGCAUUAAGAAUUAUUUCAAUAGCUGUUCUAAUCAAAGCUUUAUGGGAUAUUUUUAUGCAGUUCACUGUUAUCACACCAGAUGUUAGAAAAUUUGUUGGUGCUUUUGUCAGUGGUGAAGUACCAGAGGUUAACAUUUUUCUAUGGAGAAUCUUUAUUUCAUUAUGCAUUUCACAAUUUAUUGAAACAUUUGUGUCAAUUACUUCAAAUCAGUCAGCUCUUAAUGAUACCGGGUUAACUUUGUUUGAGCAUUCACUAGCUUUCCAAGAAUGUCAAUUCCUAUCAAUCCCAUCAUCACAACUACUCUUCAUAUGUCUUUUUUCGAUUAUCAACCAGCUUGUGAUACAUACCCUUGGGAUAGCUAAUUUGAAAAAAUAUCAACUCAUACCAUCAACAGUCUUGGGUGUUUCUUUUUUGAUCUUUUAUUGUUAUAAUAUAUAUACUGGUGGGCUGGUGUUUUUCCCAACAGUGGUUAUUGUAUCAAUUAUUCCACAGUUUCUGGUGUUUUCAAUAAUAUUUCUUUGUCUUCUGAUUUAUUUUCUAGCUGUGCUCGUGAAUCAAGAUUCAUCAGGCUUAACAUACACAACCAUGGUGAGAAACUUGAAAUCCUCUAUCAAUCUGCAACUAAAUGAUGAUUUUCAUUCAGCAUUAAUGAGAUUUGGUUAUAUUAUGUUCAAUGCUGUGGAAAAGGAAGAGUAUGUUAAUGAGUUAUCAAAUUUGACCCUGCCAAGUACAACAUAUCUUGAAUCAAAUGGACAUUUGGUUAGUGGGUAUUUAAACAAUGUUCAAAGUAACCCAGAACUUUCAUCUCAGCAAUCUCAGAAAGUGGUGGAUGAUGAUGAAUUCAAAAAUUCAAAUUUUGCUAGAAGAAUGGUCAAUUGUGCUAAAUUGAUGGGUGGUAUCGUUAGGUUGGUAUUCAAAAAGAAAAAGAAACCAACUAAUGAUUUACCUGCAUCCAUAUCUGAUCAACCUAAGGCAUUUAGUAAUUAUGAAAUAAAUUCAGAUAUAACCCCAUCAGAUUAUAAGCUAUUUUUAUCAAAUGAUUCCAAAAGUUUAUUGCCAGAAAAUGAUUCUUCUGAAGAUUUUGUUUACGAAUCUGAAUCUGAUAUUGAUCCAUUAGAUUUCGAGUCAGACAUUGAGGAUAUUGAUGAAAUUGAAUCUCCAGGUUAUCUUUCAUCAGCUGCAAUGGCCAGAUUAUACGAUUCGGGAAACUUAGCUCAAUCUAUUGCAACCGAGAGCCCAACCAAACAAAGAUCUCAUUCCAAAGCCAUUGAUGAGUUAAUUGGCUCAAACGAUUUAUUAGAACUCAUUACACCGAAAAAUAUAGAACAGGUUUCAUUCCUCAAUAGUUUAAGAACACACAUGAUUGAAGAUAAGAGAUUGACCAGAUCAUCAUAUUCAGAAAUUAAUCAAGAUGAAUUAUUAAGAGAAGUCAUUUUACAAAACAGAACCGAUCAUCAUAAUCAUAGUCAUCAUGAAGAACCUCAAGAACUUGCAUGUGUUGUUUGUCAAACGAACAAUAGAGAAAUCAUUGUUUGGCCUUGUAAGUGUUUUGCAUUAUGUGAAAAUUGUCGUAUUUCGUUAGGUGUGAGAGGUUUUAGUAUUUGCGUUUGCUGCAGAAGAAAAGUUGAUGGUUAUAGCAAGAUAUAUAUACCUUGA
Molecule: messenger RNA, 1944 nt
Organism: Hansenula anomala
Lineage: Eukaryota; Fungi; Ascomycota; Saccharomycetes; Phaffomycetales; Wickerhamomycetaceae
Exons: 1
Coding region: 1-1944 (647 amino acids)
Biological process (GO): protein ubiquitination; ubiquitin-dependent protein catabolic process
Molecular function (GO): ubiquitin protein ligase activity
Source: RefSeq, a predicted model, not a curated record